AUGGGUGAUUUUAAUGACAUAAUUUCCAAUGAUGAAAAAUGGGGGGGCAGAACACGACCAAAUUGGACUUUCUCUGAUUUUAAAGACUUCAUUAACAAAAAUGAGCUCCUGGAUGUUGGUUUUGAGGGCCUCCCAUGGACUUGGAGUAACCUUUGGGUGGGGGAGGAUGAAAUUAAACAGAGAUUGGACAGAGUUCUUGCAAGUGUUGACUGGUGUGAGGUAUUCAAAGAUGCAAGAGUGACCCAUAUUGAGGUUGAAGCCUCUGAUCACAAUAUCAUCCUUUUAGAGACAGAGCCUAGAAUUAGGAAGCCAAAAAGAAGAUUUCAUUUUGAUCCCAGAUGGCUACAAUAUAGGGAAGUAGAAGGCCUAAUCCAAGAGGCGUGGGGUAAAAAUCAAGUGGGGUCCAGAGCUGUGAGAAUCAGUAGGAAGAUCAAGCAGUGUAGAAUGUCUCUCUCGGCUUGGAGCAGAACAUUGAAGCUAAAUAGCAGGAUGGAAAUUAAAAGGAUCAAAGAAGAAAUUCAAGCUGCGAGAACCAGAAAUGGAAGUGAUAAUAAAGAAACCAUAAGGAUGCUUAGGAAACAACUCUCUGAUUCCUAUAGGCAAGAUGAACUUUAUUGGAACCAGAGGGCAAGAAUCAAAUGGCUUCAAAAUGGGGACAAGAACACAGCUUAUUUUCAUGCUGUGGUGAAGGGCAGAAGGAAAAGGAACAAAAUUUCCAGACUGGAGAAGGAGCAGGGAGGAUGGUGUGCAACUGAGGAGGAAAUUGGGGAGGAAAUUGCUCAUUUUUACAGCCAGCUGUUCACAUCCUCGAAGCCAUCAGAUUUUGAUGAGAUAUUAAAUGGUAUUCCUAAGACUAUCAUGGAGCAGAUGAACCUGCAACUUACCAGACCUGUCACUGAGAAGGAAAUCAGGAUUGCUGUGUUUUCCAUGCACCCCAACAAAUCCCCUGACCCAGACGGACUUUCUAACCUCCUUAAUAAAGCUGUCAGUAAUAAACAAAUCUCAGGAGUCAAGAUUGCAAGACAAGGACCCAAAGUUUCCCAUCUAUUUUUUGCUGACGACUCACUUAUUUUUUGCAAAGCUAAUGGUGAUGAAGCAGGACGUAUAAAAGCAAUAUUGGAGUGUUAUGGGAAAGCAUCGGGGCAACAAGUCAACAUCAACAAGUCUGCGGUCUUCUUCAGCAAAAGUACAGGCAGUAGAGAGAAGGAGGAGGUACUACAAAGGCUAGGAGGAAUCCAACAGGUUACACAGGGGAAGUAUCUGGGCUUACCUUUAGUUGUUGGAAGGUCUAAAAACAGCGUGUUCAGGUUUAUUAAAGAGAAUUUGAUGACUAAAAUCCAAAACUGGAAAGGGAAACUUUUGAGUAAUGCUGGGAAAGAGGUUUUGCUAAAAUCAGUGGCUACUGCUCUCCCAUCAUAUGCCAUGUCUGUUUUCAGAUUAUCCAAAAGCUUGUGCAAAGAGCUAAGUGGGUUAAUGGCCAGAUUUUGGUGGGAAAAUGAUCAAGGGGAUAAAAGAAUGCAUUGGAAGAAGUGGACUGACUUAGCUGAGAGGAAAGUGAAUGGUGGACUUGGGUUUAGGGACUUACUAUGCUUCAAUGAAGCUUUGCUAGCCAAACAAGUUUGGUGA
Coffea arabica (coffee) is the source of this 1626-nucleotide messenger RNA. RefSeq lists its product as uncharacterized. Lineage: Eukaryota; Viridiplantae; Streptophyta; Magnoliopsida; Gentianales; Rubiaceae. The record is from RefSeq and is a predicted model, not a curated record.